Messenger RNA from Chlorocebus sabaeus (green monkey), 2093 nucleotides. RefSeq names its product cAMP responsive element binding protein 3 like 4 (gene CREB3L4). Gene Ontology annotation, biological process: regulation of transcription by RNA polymerase II. Gene Ontology annotation, molecular function: RNA polymerase II cis-regulatory region sequence-specific DNA binding; DNA-binding transcription factor activity, RNA polymerase II-specific. Gene Ontology annotation, cellular component: nucleus. NCBI's taxonomy places the organism in Eukaryota, Metazoa, Chordata, Mammalia, Primates, Cercopithecidae. The record is from RefSeq and is a predicted model, not a curated record.
AAAAAAAGAACUGCGGCCCCAUUGGCCUGACUCUUCUGAACAGCCUAGCUGUCUCCGACCAGUUACGGAGGAGGCGGCCUUGAGAGGGUAGUGCCCAUUGGCUCGAUGUCCUGCCCUUCCGAAACCUAAGUCUUUAGCUUCCAAUCAGGACUCAGCUUUGGGAAGAGCGCCACGCGGUGGGCGAGAGGAUGCCCAGUAAAUCCGCAGGUCUUUUGACUUUUCCGCCUUUGUUUACAACCCCGUUGUGAUCUCACUGUUGAAAAAGCGAGGGCUAGAGAACAGGCAUUCAAAUAUCCUGUGCUCCAGUCACAGCCUUUUCUAUUCUUCCGCUAGGAGACACCAAACCCUGGGGAAGAUUUACUAUAGCUAAGAGAAAACUGAAGCAGAAAGGGCGCGGAUACCUACUUCUUAAAUUCCGUUUGUGGACCCUCAGACUCUUAGUUCCCUACUCCCAGAUACAGCGGCCCUACCGUGGCUCCUGGCAAGGUGUCACCCACUUUUGUAGUGUAAGAAUGGGGGCGGGGUUUGGCUGGGCAGGUCCAGGAUACGAGAUCCUGGAAGAAAGAAAAGGUGUUGUGUUUGGGGCGGUCAACGGGCUACGCUGGCUUGACAGGGCUGGACUCUUCAGAACAGAAGCAUGGAUCUCGGUAUCCCUGACCUGCUGGACGCGUGGCUGGAGCCCCCAGAGGAUAUCUUCUCGACAGGAUCCGUCCUGGAGCUGGGACUCCACUGCCCCCCUCCAGAGGUUCCGGUGACUAGGCUACAGGAACAGGGACUGCAAGGCUGGAAGUCCGGUGGGGACCAUGGCUGUGGCCUUCAAGAGAGUGAGCCUGAAGAUUUCUUGAAGCUUUUCAUUGAUCCCAAUGAGGUGUACUGCUCAGAAGCAUCUCCUGGCAAUGACAGUGGCACCUCUGAGGACCCCUGCCGUCCAGACAGUCCCCCUGCCCCCAGGGCAACCAGUUCUCCUACGCUCUAUGAAGUUGUCUAUGAGGCAGGGGCCCUGGAGAGGAUGCAGGGGGAAACUGGGCCAACUGUAGGCCUCAUCUCCAUCCAGCUAGAUCAGUGGAGCCCAGCAUUUAUGGUACCUGAUUCCUGCAUGGUCAGUGAGCUGCCCUUUGAUGCUCAUGCCCACAUCUUGCCCAGAACAGGCACCUUAGCCCCAGUGCCUUGUACAACCCUGCUGCCCUGUCAAACCCUGUUCCUGACGGAUGAGGAGAAGCGUCUGCUGGGGCAGGAAGGGGUUUCUCUGCCCUCUCACCUGCCCCUCACCAAGGCAGAGGAGAGGGUCCUCAAGAAGGUCAGGAGGAAAAUCCGUAACAAGCAGUCAGCUCAGGACAGUCGGCGGCGGAAGAAGGAGUACAUUGAUGGGCUGGAGAGCAGGGUGGCAGCCUGUUCUGCACAGAACCAAGAAUUACAGAAAAAAGUCCAGGAGCUGGAGAGGCACAAUAUCUCCUUGGUAGCUCAGCUCCGCCAGCUGCAGACGCUAAUUGCUCAAACUUCCAACAAAGCCGCCCAGACCAGCACUUGUGUUCUGAUUCUUCUUUUUUCCCUGGCUCUCAUCAUCCUGCCCAGCUUCAGUCCAUUCCAGGGUCGACCAGAAGCUGGGCCUGAGGAUUACCAGCCUCACGGAGUGACUUCCAGAAAUAUCCUGACCCACAAGGACAUAACAGAAAAUCUGGAGACCCAAGUGGUAGAGUCCAGACUGAGGGAGCCACCUGGAGCCAAGGAUGCAAAUGACUCAACAAGGACACUGCUUGAGAAGAUGGGAGGGAAGCCAAGACCCAGUGGGCGCAUCGGGACCGUGCUGCAUGCAGAUGAGAUGUGAGCUGGAACAGACCUUCCUGGCCCACUUGCUGAUCACAAGAAGGAAUCCUGGGCUUCCUUACGGCUUUGCUUCCCACUGGGAUUCCUACUUAGGUGUCUGCCCUCAGGAGUCCAAAUCACUUCAGGACACCCCAAGAGAUGUCCUUUAGUCUCUCUCUGCCUGAGGCCCAGUCUGCAUUUGUUUGCAUAUAUGAAAGGGUACCUCAAAUACUUUUGUUAUGUAUCUAUGAUUUUAUUUCUUCUUUGGGGAUAGGGUUGAGGGGAAAUAA